This is a messenger RNA of Sclerotinia trifoliorum, 2166 nucleotides long. The record is from the annotation of a GenBank genome assembly. NCBI's taxonomy places the organism in Eukaryota, Fungi, Ascomycota, Leotiomycetes, Helotiales, Sclerotiniaceae.
CUCGGUGAGCUUUUUGUUGCAUGUUAGGAUUUUUUUCUGGACCGCAUGUAUGGAAUAAAAAAAUUCCUCAACGAGAAAUGCAAAGCGGAAAAAUGACUCUGAAGUUCCGAUUCUCCGCAUUUCGCCAGGAAGCCGCCGUUGAAUGUCAUCAAAUGAGAUCCGGUGGCUUUCCGUAAGCGCUGGCUGCGCCGCUUGUUUUGAUAAAUUGCGGCGAAGGGCUGCAGUUGCAGCACCCAAGCUUACGCCGAUUAUGGCUGUCACACCUCCCUAUAAACACAACCCUGCCUCCUUGGAACUAGCUGCGGAUAGUUGUGUGCAAAGCUGCUGUUCCAAGGAAAUGAUAAUCCGAACCAUAAGCAUGGCCUUUCAAGUAGCCGUUGCACCUGCUGUGACACUUAUUGUAAUCACAUUUUCAAUAUUCAUUAUGCGCUUUCUGCGGAGCUCACCCAAAAGUCUCGUACAGCCUGACUUGCCAGAGCCUGCAGGGAUCAGCAAAAAGCUUUCAGAGGCAUUACCCAACAGUGUCUUUCUCCCACGACAUGCUACGGCUUUCAGUCAGUCGACGGGUUCUUACUGGGCUAAACAAGAGUGUGAAGUAACCCCAGCAUGUGUAGUUCGCCCUUGCAAUGACCAAGAGCUCUCUACUGCUGUCAAAAUACUCAAACACGCCUACGAUGAGAACACUAAAGCAUCUGCUUCUGGAGAGCCAGACGGUGAUCAUCUAUUUGCUAUUCGAAGUGGUGGCCAUUCUUGUGUUGCUAACGCCGCAACUGUCAAGGGAGGUGUCCUCAUUGACCUAAAGUCCUUCAAUGAAGUCACACCUUUAAAUGACCACAAUGGAUCAUGUGUUGUCAUUGGAGCUGGCUGCAGAUGGAUGGAUGUCUCAAAAGUUCUGGAUGAAAGAGGCCUUGCUGUUGUAGGAGGCAGAAACUCUGCCGUAGGUGUUGGAGGAUUGACUCUGGGAGGUGAGCUUUUACCUUCUUUUUGUCCUUCCGAUAGCAGCAUUUACAAUGAUAUUGAAGACAACACUGUAUAUAUACCCAAUUCUUCCUUGCACCGAGGCUAACCAGGCAAUCGAACAGGCGGUCUUUCAUUUUUCUGCCCCCAGUUCGGCUUAGUGUGCUCCAACGUCAUUAGCUACGAUAUUGUUCUUGCAUCGGGAUCAAUUACUACAGCUUCCGCUACCAACAAUAACGAUCUUUGGCGUGCCCUCAAAGGCGGCUCAAACAAUUUCGGCAUUGUUACGCGGUUCAAAGUCCGCAGCUUCCCCUCCGCUAAAAUAUGGAGCGGAUUCCUCUACAUGCCUAGUUCACAAGCUGCCAAAGUUCUUGCCGCCUUUCAUGAAGUUGUCGCUCGAAUAGACUCAGAUGAGCAUGCUGCUGGCCCUAUAGCCUGUUUUACUUAUAUUCAACCGCUGGGCUUGCAAGCUAUUUCGGUAAAUCUCGUCCACACAAAGCCGCCGGAGAAUAAAUGGCCGGCUUGCUGGGAUACAUCUUCUUUCAAGUCGCUCUUUCGCCUUUGGAGCACUUGUAAAAUUCGCACUUUGACAAGCGCCACUGAUGAAAUGAAUGCUCUUAACCCCCCUGGUAGGCGUCAAAUACUCGCCAACACCACUAUUAAGAACGACGUCGCAACUUUAGUCUCCACCCAUGCCGUGUAACAAAAUGCUAUUGCUUCACUCCGGUCCGUUAAAGGUCUGUCAUGGACGCUCGUGUUACAACCUCUUCUGCCGGCUUGGUUACAUAAAGGAGACACAAAUCCGCUGGGCUUACAUGAUGUCAAUGAACCUCUCGUCCUUGUGAGCUUUACUGUGAAUUGGCAGAGAGACGAAGAUGAUAAGCAACUUCAUGCUGCUACCCGUCGCUCGAUUGAAGAAAUUGAGAGAAUUGCGUCAGAAAAUGGAACCAGUCAUCAGUGGCGAUAUCUAAACUACUGUGCUAGCUGGCAGAAACCUUUUGAAGGUUAUGGCGAGGAGAAUCUACGGUUUAUGCGGGAGGUUAGCAGGCUAUAUGAUCCCGAAGGCUUAUUUCAGAAGGGGUGUGUUGGUGGAUUCAAGCUUGACAUGUGAAUUUCGAUAACUUAUGGAGUUGAAUUAUCUUUCUAUUUUCUUCUUUUGAGAAUUGUGACACCUGUGGUUUCUCAAUUUUUUCCUGUAGUAGUACCUAC